Austrofundulus limnaeus is the source of this 2203-nucleotide messenger RNA. Its product is annotated as DNA helicase INO80-like. Gene Ontology annotation, cellular component: nucleus; Ino80 complex. The record is from RefSeq and is a predicted model, not a curated record. Gene Ontology annotation, molecular function: histone binding; DNA binding; ATP-dependent chromatin remodeler activity. Gene Ontology annotation, biological process: DNA-templated transcription; chromatin remodeling; DNA repair. Lineage: Eukaryota; Metazoa; Chordata; Actinopteri; Cyprinodontiformes; Rivulidae.
AGAAAUAUAGAAGUUAGGAGGCAACGUCAGGCAGUUUGUUGAGUUUGGGGCUACGUGAACGUCAAGACAGCAGAACAUUCCCUUGGGUGUCAUACUUACUGGUUACUUUGGUGAAUUUUAUUGUGGCACAUCUCAGACUAAAUGUUGCAGACCACAUGCACCCCUUCAUGGAAUCAAUAGGCAGAACAAUGCUUAGUAAACGUGUAAAAGCCCACAACAGGGUUUUUGUGGUGGCUAAUGGGGCACUUUUUGGGUGGGUGGAUGUGUCAAAUUCUGCAUAUCAGGAAAGUGAUUGUAUUUAUUCUUUCAUAGGCUCCUUCAGCUUUGUGAGGUCAUUAAUUGAAGAAUGAAGAGUGAUGUCAUCUCUCACUGAAAAGUAAAAGGUCCUGCCCCCUUUGGGCAGAGGAGUCUGUGCCGCAUGGCGUCGGGGCARGAUGGGCGGCAGGAGGUUGGGGUAUCGGGGGCCCUGGUCCUGGCCAAACCUCUCUACCUACAGCGGCUGGAAAGAUCCCUGAAGUUGGAUAGUUUUCUACGCCAAACUGCUGCUGUCUUUAACAGAGACAUAACCAGUGAUGACAGUGAUGACAGCGAUGGUGCACUGGGGUCRGGGCUCUCCUUGGACCCCUCCACCCGACAUGCAGCUUUGACAGUGAAGACGGAGCCGUGUGAGAAAGAGGACGGGMUGUCUGACGGGAAACCCCCAAAUGGAGUUCUUUUGCAGGGUAAAGAACAAAAGACAGAUAAAGCGAGCCUCUAUAAUUUUUCUAAGCUGAAAAAAAACAGGAAGUGGCUCAAGAAUAUCUUGUUGAGCGACGACACCACCGACUCUGACACAGAGUCUGAUGAUUCGAGCUUCAGUUUGUCUCGGGAGGAGCUGCACGACAUGCUUAGGCUCCAUCGUUUCACCAGGCAGCAGCAGAGCAAGUUUUACUCCGACAGAGAGCUUUAUCAGUAUCAGUACUACAGCACGGGGCUCCUGUCAACUCAUGACCCUUUCUAUGAGCAACAGCGUCACCUACUGGGCCCAAAGAAAAAGAAAAUUAAAGAUGAGAAGAAAUUCAAAGCGAAACUGAGAAAAGUGAAGAAGAAGAAGAAAAGAGGCGAGGGCGAGUUCCUGGACGAGGAUCGCCCGUACGUGAACAGGGUCUUUGCCAAGUUUUCCCACGAUGCUCCGCAGCCCAUGGUGAAGAAAAAGCAUCUCACCGUCGAGCAGCUGAACGCACGGCGGCGCAAAGUGUGGCUCACCAUCUCUAAAAAGGAAAUUCCCAAGUCUUUCAAGCAGAAGACCUCUGCUAAGAACUUGGUGUUGACAAAUGCUAAAAAGCUGGCUCACCAGUGCAUGCGGGAGGUCCGGCGUGCGGCCAUCCAGGCUCAGAAGAACUGCAAGGAGACGCUGCCCCGCGCUCGACGCCUCACCAAGGAGAUGAUGCUCUACUGGAAGAAAUACGACAAAGUUGAGAAAGAGCACCGGAAGCGAGCGGAGAAAGAGGCUCUCGAGCAACGGAAGCUCGACGAGGAAAUGAGAGAGGCCAAGCGUCAGCAGCGCAAACUGAAUUUUCUCAUCACCCAGACGGAGCUGUARGCUCAUUUCAUGAGCGGCAAAGCCAGCAUGGCGGGUCCAGGAGGAGACAUGGCUCAGGAGGAAAUUCUCAAAAAGCUUGAGGACAAUUCAGCCCAGAGACAAAUAGACGUUGGAGGUGGAAUAAUGGUCAACAUGGGACAGGAGGACUAUGACAGUGAAUACUACAAAAGUCAGGCACUGAGGAACGCCAGAGACGCGUAUCUGAUUCAUCAAGAGAGAACGAGAAUGUUUGACGAGGAGGCUAAAGACAGUCGCAGUGCCUCUCUGCACGUAGCCGGGGGCUCCUCGACCCUGGGGCUCGGCUCUGGGUUCGGGGAAAGCUACAGCCUCUCCAACCCAUCCAUCCAAGCCGGAGACGACAUUCCUCAGCCGACCAUUUUCAACGGGAAGCUGAAGGGUUAUCAGCUGAAAGGCAUGAACUGGCUGGCCAACCUCUACGAGCAGGGAAUUAACGGGAUCUUGGCAGACGAAAUGGGACUAGGAAAGACCGUUCAGAGUAUCGCCCUGCUGGCCCACCUAGCAGAGAGAGACAACAUCUGGGGUCCAUUCCUGAUCAUCUCUCCAGCRUCUACACUCAACAACUGGCACCAAGAGUUCAGCCGCUUUGUGCCCAAAUUUAAG